AUGUUGGCCAGAAUCUCGCCAAUUGAACGAUCGUCUCAACGGCGAUCCGUCAGUUUCGGUGAUGCUCUGUGGUUCCUAUACUGUUCUUUGAUGCAGCAGUCCUCGAUGGUCCCCCGCGGCAUGUCAACUCGUCUGUUGUCAUUGGUUUGGUGGUUAUUCGCCUUGAUGCUAGUUUCAUCCUAUACCGCCAAUCUGGCCGCAACUGCGACGGCAAAGCGCAUGGAGACCCCAAUCGAAGGCGCCGAAGAUUUGUCGAAGCAGUCUCGCAUACGUUACGGUACAUUGAAGAAAGGGUCGACGAUGACUUUCUUUAAAGAAUCAAAGAUAGAGACCUACGAGCGCAUGUGGAAAUCGAUGAGUGAAGAAGGCGGUCGAAGACUGGUAGAAUCGAGUAAAGAGGGCAUUUCAAGGGUACAGCACGAAGAGUAUGCAUAUUUAAUGGAAUCUUCGAUGCUUGAGUAUGCCGUGGAAAGACAUUGCGAUCUGGCGCAGGUGGGAGGUCUGAUCGACCAGAAGGGGUACGGUAUCGGACUACCGAAAGGGUCCCCCUAUCGAGCACAGAUAUCACGCGCCAUCCUCCGAUUACAGGAAAAGACCAUCCUCACCGAGCUGAAAAACAAAUGGUGGAAAGACAAAUCGCAUUCCUGUGGAGCACCAAUGAUGGGCGUCGAUGAAGAUGGAGGACCGGUAGCCGGAUUGGCCCUAUGCUUGCUCGGCGGUCUCGUCUCCUCCACAGUAUUUGCCAUCACCCAAUUCAUCGCUUCGAUCUGGCCGCGCGAUGAGACACCGAUCCAAUCAGCCCCCACAUUGUCCGCUUUACUGUCAGUUGCCGUCCUCGGCAUCAAAGCACCCGGGGAGGUGCGUCGCAAAUUUGGACGACUUGAUGGUGUCGUCGAGGCGGCCGACCUGGAAGUCACCAAUUCUGUAUUGGGCCGACAGCGGACAAAACGCGCCGAGUCCCUGCCGACUAGAAAAGACCGCGUCCGGAAACGGACUCUCACACCGGCAGACAUGAAGGCACUUGGCUUU
Molecule: messenger RNA, 1029 nt
Organism: Mesorhabditis spiculigera
Lineage: Eukaryota; Metazoa; Nematoda; Chromadorea; Rhabditida; Rhabditidae
Source: the annotation of a GenBank genome assembly